CAGGGCUCCGGUGGCUCCAAAGUGACGGACUCCCUCUCCCCUGCUCCCCUCAUCCAUUCUCUCGCGCAUAUAGCCUCCCUUUGCCAUAUUCUCGCGCGCGCUCUUUCCAGCGUCCCCGCCCGGGCAGGGGAGCACCCGGCAGAGGCGUGCCGCUUUCCUUCCAUGCCUCCGUCUUAAAGAGCGCCACGAGGGGGAGGGGAGGGCCGGAGGAGGAAGAGGAGGAGGAGGAGACCGAGAGGGCGCCCGGGAGGCAGGGCGCGCGCACACACCGAGGGACGCGCGGAGGGUACGAGCCGCGCAGCGAGCGUAGAGCUUCCUCGGCCGCCGGGCGCCCCCCUGCCGCCCCAUGCUGUGCUCCAUGGCGAACUCGGGCUGCCUCCUGCUGUCCAACUCCGGCAGCAUGCUCCCGCACUCCGUGCCCUGCCCGCCCGCCUUCCUCUACCUCCAACAGGGCAAUCAGGACGCCACGGCUCCGCCUGAAGCGAUGGCCCAGCCCUACCCCCCGGCCCAGUACCCCCCUCCGCCACAGAACGGCAUCCCCGCCGAGUACGCCCCGCCGCCACCGCACCCCACGCCGGACUACUCGGGCCAGACCCCGGUCCCCCCAGAGCACGGCAUGACUCUGUACACACCAGCACAGACCCACCCGGAGCAGCCGAGCAGCGAGACCAGCACACAGCCCAUUGCAGGGGCCCAGACAGUGCCGCAGACAGACGACGCGGCACAGACGGACAGCCAGCCGCUCCAUCCCUCCGACCCCACAGAGAAGCAGCAGCCCAAGCGGCUACACGUCUCCAACAUCCCCUUCCGGUUCAGGGACCCCGACCUGCGGCAAAUGUUCGGGCAAUUCGGAAAAAUUUUAGACGUGGAGAUCAUUUUUAACGAGCGGGGCUCCAAGGGUUUUGGGUUUGUAACUUUUGAAACUAGCUCAGAUGCUGACCGAGCCCGGGAGAAGCUGAAUGGGACGAUCGUAGAGGGACGGAAAAUUGAGGUCAAUAACGCCACGGCCCGAGUCAUGACCAACAAGAAGACUGCCAACCCCUAUACCAACGGCUGGAAGCUAAACCCGGUGGUAGGGGCAGUUUACGGACCUGAAUUCUAUGCGGUGACGGGGUUCCCCUACCCCACAACCGGCACAGCCGUUGCCUACAGGGGCGCGCACCUACGGGGCCGGGGCAGGGCUGUGUACAAUACGUUUCGGGCUGCGCCGCCCCCGCCCCCCAUCCCGACUUACGGAGCGGUCGUGUAUCAGGAUGGCUUUUAUGGUGCUGAGAUUUAUGGAGGCUAUGCCGCCUACCGAUACGCUCAGCCCGCAGCCGCCGCGGCCGCCUACAGCGACAGUUAUGGCAGAGUCUACGCGGCCGCUGACCCCUACCAUCACACCAUCGGCCCCGCGGCGACCUACAGCAUUGGAACCAUGUGAAAGCUUCCACCGUUUCCUUCUUGGACCAUGAAGGGCAAAAACAAAAAAACACAAAAAAAUCACAAAACAAAAAACAAAACAAAAAAAGAUGUUCAGAUCCAAGCAACAAAACAACCAACCAAACCGAGAAGCAUCCACCACGUCCGAGUCCGCGAGCCCGCGAGCCAUCGCACCGCAGCGAGGGAGCAGGUCCGCGGCCCCCGGCCGCCGGCAGCGCGCUGGCAGGAGGGAGGCGGGAGGGGAGGGACUCCGUUUUCUACCAAGUCUUCCUUCCGGACCCACUCGAGGCAGCGUGGGCCAGCGGCGAGCGGCUGCAGGCCCAAGCAGGAGGAGUGGCCAGCAGGACUCGACCUUGGCUGCCGGCUGCGAGCGGAGGGACGGCUGGGCGGGCGCGGGGACGGGGGCUGCUUUUCAUCUCGGGGCUUCGGCUGUGCCCAGUCACCCUGUGUCUUGCGCUCUGGGCCCCGGCUACCCCUCCUGCCGCGCCGCCAACCCCUGUGUCCUGCGAACCUAGGGAGGAGUUUGCAGCCACUGGAGGCUGUCCAACCAGCAGCCCUGGGGGCCGACCUCAACACCAAGGGCUGAUGUGUUUCCAGAACUACAGGGCACCCAGGCCCCCUCCCCCCACAUGAGGGGGCUCUGGCUGCCCAGCCAGGGGUGAGGGCCUUGAGCCCGAGGUCUUGUUCUGACUGGUCGU
Kogia breviceps (pygmy sperm whale) is the source of this 2120-nucleotide messenger RNA. RefSeq names its product RNA binding fox-1 homolog 3 (gene RBFOX3). The record is from RefSeq and is a predicted model, not a curated record. Gene Ontology annotation, cellular component: cytoplasm; nucleus. Gene Ontology annotation, molecular function: mRNA binding. Gene Ontology annotation, biological process: regulation of alternative mRNA splicing, via spliceosome; nervous system development. NCBI's taxonomy places the organism in Eukaryota, Metazoa, Chordata, Mammalia, Artiodactyla, Physeteridae.